CAAUAUUGGAUUUUACUAACUCAAUUUCAUCUUUCAGACUUUGCAUUAUUUAAAUUAUGAAUCCUACCUGGGAAGAUCCUAUACCAGAUGAAGAUGAUGAUGAAAAUGCCUAUGAUAAAGGUUUUGUUUACGGGAGAGAUGCUGUAAUAUUUUUAAUUGAUGCAACAUGGAAAAUGUUUGAAAAUGGUGAAGAGUCUCCAUUUAAUCUUAGUUUAAGGUGUGCUCGAACUACUCUCACUAAUAAAAUUAUCUCAAACAACAAAGAUCUUACUGCUAUUGUCUUCUUUGGCACUGAAAAAACAAAAAACGCCAGAAAUGAUACGGAUUUUAAGCAUAUAUAUGUUUUCCACGACCUUAAUGAGCCUGGAGCUGAGCGGAUUUUAGAGACAGAAGAACUGAUGAACAUGGAUGAGCAAUCAUUUUCUGAUAAAUUUGGUCAUUCUGCCAAUUUUUCUUUGGCUGAUGCUUUUUGGGUCUGUGGAAUUCUGUUUUCCAAUUGCAAACAUUCUUUAGCUCAUCGAAGGAUUCUUUUAUUUACGGUUAAUGAUAAUCCUCAUAAUGGGAGUCCUCAGCUUCAGUUGCAAGCUAAGACAAAAGCAAAGGACUUGCAUGAAAGCAACAUUGAUAUUGACUUAAUGCAUAUACGGAUUCCUAGCUGUAUUUUUGAUCCCUCUGUAUUUUACAAGGACAUAAUACUUGCAGCAGAUGAUGAACAUUGCAAAUUGCCCGACCCUGCUGAAAAAUUUGAUGAUCUUUUAACCAGAGUUCGUUGUAGAGACCACCGGAAAAGACCUUUAGGAAAUUUACCUUUCACUUUAGGCAAUGGUAUAAAAAUGGCCUUCAAAAUGUAUAAACUUGUUGUUCCUAGUGGCAAACCAACUCCUGUUAAACUUGCUAAAGAAAAUAACACUGAAGUUACAGCUUUAACCAAUUUAUAUUUAUCAGAUACAGCAGAAUUAUUGCUACCAUCAGACUUGAAAAAAUUUCAGGAAUAUAGUGGUAAAAAAAUUUAUUUCACAGAUGAUGAGGCAAAACAAGUUCGACGAUUUGAUGAACCAGGUUUACUUUUAAUGGGCUUUAAACCUAUUUCGUGUUUGAAGACACACUAUCAUUUAAAACCCUCUAUAUUUUUGUAUCCUGAUGAAAAGGCUAUUGAAGGGAGCACACGACUUUGCUUUGCUCUUAUCAUCCAGUGCCAUAAACGUGGUUACGUGCCUAUUUGUCGAAUGAUAGCUAGACAAAAUGACCCACCAAGAUUCGUAGCUCUUUUGCCACAGGAAGAAAAUGUUGAUGAUCAUGGGAAUCAAACAAUCCCUCCAGGGUUUCAUGUAAUUUUCUUCCCUUUUAUGGAGGACAUCCGAAGCUUAAAGAUUGAAUCCAAGCACAAUCCUUCUGAAGCUAUUGUUGAAAAGUCAAAAGAAAUAAUUAAAAAAUUGCAGUUUGCUUACCACCCAGAGUCAUUCGAAAAUCCAGUUUUACAAAAGCACUGGAGAAACAUUGAAGCUUUGGCGCUAAAUCGUGAUGCUCCUGAAGAGAUUAUAGAUUACACAUUACCAACUAAAGAUGUUAUUGAAAAGAGAGCUGGGCGAUUAAUUGAUGAAUUCAAAGCCUUGCUUUGCCCAGGAGGAUCUAGUUCUUACACCCCAAACAAACAUGGAAUGGGGGAUCCAAUGUAUCCUCAAGCAAAGCGAACAAAAGUUGAAGAAAUAAUGCCUGUGACUUUACAGCAUGAAGCUUCAACAGGGCAGCUGGGUCGAUUUAAAGUGAAUCUGUUGAAAGAAUUUUGUAAAAGAAAUGGAAUUCGAUGUGGAUCUAAAAAAGCUGAUAUAAUAGAUGCCAUCACAAGAUUUUAUCAAGAACAGUGAUUUUUCAUAUUUUUUAAUCUGUAUAUAUUGUAAAAUCUUUUUUUAGAUUUGAUAAUGCCAUAUAAUUUCUCAUUGCAAUUUUUAUCAAAUACAGCUGAAAUUUGGCUGUAAUGUUGUCCUAUAUUUUUAUGUUGUUAUUUUUAUACAUUUUUGUUACAUC
This is a messenger RNA of Uloborus diversus, 2025 nucleotides long. It is a transcript of the gene Irbp, whose product is annotated as X-ray repair cross-complementing protein 6-like. Gene Ontology annotation, biological process: telomere maintenance; cellular response to X-ray; cellular response to gamma radiation. The coding region runs from base 57 to 1865 and encodes 602 amino acids. The record is from RefSeq and is a predicted model, not a curated record. Gene Ontology annotation, cellular component: nucleus; Ku70:Ku80 complex. NCBI's taxonomy places the organism in Eukaryota, Metazoa, Arthropoda, Arachnida, Araneae, Uloboridae. The transcript is spliced from 15 exons. Gene Ontology annotation, molecular function: telomeric repeat DNA binding; damaged DNA binding; double-stranded DNA binding.